AUGCGCUUGACCUCCCAGCCCAACGCUUGGCACGCGCGGCUGCAUGGCAGCUUGCGAGAGGGCGUCUACUUUGCGGAGGUGCUGCUGGGAUCUCCCAGGCCGCAGCGUGCGUCUCUGAUAGUUGAUACCGCAAGCUGGGUGACUGAAUUGACUUGCACGGGGUGUUCUGCCUGCGGGAAACAUCUGCAUCCUCAUUUCAACUUAUCUGGGAGCGCGACCGGGUAUUGGCUUCGCUGCGGAUCCAAGUGUCCAGGCAAAUGUCAGAAGGAUCAAUGCAGCUUCGAAGAGAAGUAUCUGGAAGGCUCUUCACUUCAAGGGAGAUGGUUUCGCGACAGCCUGCGUUUUGUGUCUGCAAACGGAAGCACUGAGGCGUUAACGGCAUCAGUGGGCUGUGCUCUCAAGGAGUCGGGACUUUUCCAUGCACAGCAGCAGAACGGCAUACUUGGGCUGGCGCCUGGUUCCGCAACAAAGCCGACGAUGAUCUGGCAAGCCUUCAAGAAGGCACGAGGCGCCAAAUCAAGAAACCGGGUCUUUUCCCUGAGCUUGGGAGGCGAAGGCGGAGAGCUGGUCAUCGGAGCAGACACCGCCCACGUCGGCCAGUGGGUGCCCUUGCAGAUCAGCGGAUCAAGUGGCAAGUAUGGAGUCAAGGUUGAGGCUUUGAUGUUCAACGGACACUCCAUCCCCUGUAGGGGUCGAGCGCAGCUCGACUCGGCUUCCACCUUCACCUAUUUGCCCAAGGAGGCUGAGACGCAGCUGCGGAGAGCCUUGGCGGACUUCUGCAAAGGCCAGCAAUGUGUCCCCGCAGAUCCACCGGCUGCAACGGGUGAUGAGGCAACCAGGCACUGCUGGAACGUGCAAGGUGGCACUGCGAAUAUCAGUACGAAGCGUUUUCCGGUGUUGUCCUGGAGACUUCAAGGCCUCGAGGUCCCAUGGCCACCCAGCCGAUACCUUGUGCGCUACAGCGGCAAGCGGGUGAGGCUUUGCUAUACUUUUCGUGCAACCAACGCCCUUCCCGACGGCUCACAGAUCGUGUUGGGCGCAUCCUGGAUGGUGGGGCAGGAACUGCUCUUCGACAUCGACAAGAGUCGGCUGGGGCUGACCAAAACAGCUAAUGGGUCGGAGCCCUCACUCCGCCAUCGCGACUCGCCUCAACGACGCCGAGUCGUUCCAAGAGAUGCACCGUCUUCCCGCGCUGUGGAGCAACCGGCGCCCAUCACCACCACACGCACCGAUCUCACUACAGCUCCGUCUGCUUCCCCUGCGGCAGAGGCAGAGACCAGUUCCUCAGGUGUCAGUCUGCCACUUCCCGAUCCCGUGCUGGGGUUCGAACUCGAGACUCAGAUCGUGGAAGGAGUCGCAGGACUGCUGCUUCUAGGGGCAUUCGUCCUUCGUGCACGCCGGAAGCUGUGGCGACUUCUCUUCAACUGUCUGCGAGGUGCGCGCAUUUGA
Symbiodinium sp. CCMP2592 is the source of this 1449-nucleotide messenger RNA. The record is from the annotation of a GenBank genome assembly. NCBI's taxonomy places the organism in Eukaryota, Dinophyceae, Suessiales, Symbiodiniaceae.